Penaeus vannamei (Pacific white shrimp) is the source of this 2556-nucleotide messenger RNA. NCBI's taxonomy places the organism in Eukaryota, Metazoa, Arthropoda, Malacostraca, Decapoda, Penaeidae. The record is from RefSeq and is a predicted model, not a curated record.
AUGAUAGAAGUACAAACGUUGGACAAGAACAAACAGGAGGUGUGCCUUAGCCCAAUUUCGAUGCCUUUAAGGUUUGGUUGUGAUCCAGAACAUGAUCCGGAUACAGAUUUUAAAAAAAUGAAUGCAUUAGUUACCCCUACUGCCUUGAAGGAGGAUGCAGUAAGAUUGUGGAAAAUAUUGAACACUAAUACCACCGAUACAAGAUAUAUUGCCACAAAGAUACACAAUGCUCUCUGGCAAAGGCCAACAAGAAAUGUCAAUAUCCAUGUAAUUUACCUUUACCCUUUUGCCGUUGCAGGAUCUGCCUUCUGUGUGGAUGCUCCAACGCUGCUUGGCAACGAGACCUGCGAUAAGAAGAACUAUCUCAUACUUAUUACUUCCUCCACGACUUCCUGGAAAUUGGACUGCCCUGGUGUCGCUCAGGCGCCAGAAGGCACUCCGCAAUGUCGCCAUUAUCUGCUCUACGUCCUGUAUCUGGGUCUUGAUUCCGGCCCCACUUCCUUCUACUGGAAGCCGAACGCAGUGGCCACACGCUUAAAGGUGAUAAACUUAAGUGCGGAGGCAAAGUUUCACCACGAAACGGAUGUAUGGGCGAAGGACACGGCUACCUGGAUGGAUGUUAACUUAGGUCGCGAUCCCGACGGCGGCCCGUGUCGAGUCUACAGCAAGCGUCUGCACCUGAGUUAUCAAUGCUCUGAAACAUUCAACAAAAGUCAUUUUUUACCGUUUCUGGGUAUUGAUAAGGAUCACAACCGUAGACCAAGUUACUUUGCCUUCAACUGCAGUGGCAUCCCAGAAGUAGUGUCAGAAGACGUUCCUCACAAAACGGAACUUCGGUCUCCGUUGGAGAUCGUCUCUCACAAAACGGAACCUUGGUUUCCGUUUGCGAUCGUCGCUGCAGUCGUCGUGGUCGUCAUCGGCGUCGUCCUGGUCGUCAUCACCGCCGUCUGGGUCGUAGUAAAGGUGAGGAAGUCCAGGUCGUCGAGCCAGGCUGCAAUUCCCGCCGACGACCUGCACGACCCUGGCCGCGAUGACCGAGAGAGCGAGCACGAGUAUUGGGACAUCGACUCGGUCGUCUUGAGGGCCCAGCUGGAGGAGAGGAGGGCGACGCGCACACGGCACGACGGAGGGACGACCAGCCUGCACAGGUGCAAGUCCGAGAAUUCCUUGCACGGGGCAAUCCGUAACGGUGUGAGUUACGAGUGUAUUAAUCCCUUAUACGGAGCAAUCCAUCCCGGUGUGAGAUGCAAGUCCGAGAAUUCCCUAUACGGAGCAAUCCAUCCCGGUGUGAGACCCAGAGGGAGGAAUAGAGUGGGGAGGAAAACGAUGCCUCUGAUGCAUGACCGAGAGAGCGAGCACGAGUAUUGCUACAUCGACUCGCCAGUCAUGAGGGCCCAGCCGGAGGAGAGGAGGGCGACGCGCACACGGCACGACGGAGGGACGACCAGCCUGCGCAGAUGCAAGUCCGAGAAUUCCUUGUACGGGGCAAUCCAUCCCGGUAUGAGACCCGGAGGAGGAGUAGAGUGGGGGGGGGGAAACGAUGCCUCUGAUGCAAGAAUCUUCAGUUUGAAUUCCUGUAAACGUUCGUGUCUAGCGCACGAUCUGCAUUUGCACUCGUAUAAGUCAGGGAAUACUGCUGUCUUGGCACAUGCUCAGCAUUGCUUCUAGAUACUCUGCCAAGAUUGAACGGAAUGUAUAAAGAUAUUAAAAGCAAAUAUUGUAUUACAGACAAGAAUUCUAACUCCAUCUUUGGAAUAACAUAUUUCCACUUUGUUAUUUAAGGGAAAGUGAUUUUAGGAGAACUUUCUAUUUUAAGUUAGAUCAUAAACAAACUGCAUUGGUGUGAAACAAAAGAACGAAGCCUGAAUUGUGACGUUUCGAGUCCUAUCGAACUCCUCAUCAGUCCGUUUCGUUUCUUCGUCUGGCAGGAGUCCAAAAUGGCUCGGAACGCCACGAUUCAAAGAGCCAAAUGUUAGUGGUAUGUGUUUCAUGCAGUUAUACAUGUGUGGCUGGUAUUAUCAUUUGGCUAUGAGCUCCAGCUCAUUACUUUGCAAUUGUCUCAUUCUCAUUCUGUUGCAUAUUUUCAAAUAAUAUCAGUAAUGCUAAUGAUCAUGAUUAUAGGUAUGUAAUGUUACAAUUAACACUAAUAUUGCUAUUAAAUGUAAUGCCAAUUAACAUUAUGAUAUUGUAUGAAUAUCGAUGACAUUUUAACCAUUCAUUAUCUUUAUUAUAAUGUUACUUUUCAUGCCUGAAUACAAAUAAAAUUACAUUAAAACUGGAGCAUUACUCUACCCUUCUGCAGAUUAUAAGCAGGGACAGAUCUUGUAAGCAAGUAAAGGAAGUUAAAAUGUUACACUAAGACAAGACGUUGAAGGCUUGGAAACAAGUCUUUGCUCUCGCUUUUGAUAUAACUUUCCUUAAUUAUUGACCCUAUUAUUGUUUUUUCUAUCAUUAAAAGAAAAGUAUUUACAGGAAAACGGCAUAUACAAUUAAGUGUGCAACCUCUUUCUAUGCAUAAUAUGUUUUCACUUUUAUCAAAAUGACAGCGAGAGUAAU